GACAGAAAUGGCUCACAUGCUGCAAGUGAACACAAAUCUUAAGUGAUCUUUUUUAUUUGUUUAACUGCUAUAAUAAAUGUAAAAGAUUAUAUUUUUAUAAAGUGUCGGUGUUAUGGUCACGUGGURAGGUCAAGUUUAGCGGGAAAGAAAACAUGGCGAGCGAAGUAGCAGAUAGCGUUGCGGAGCCAGUACAAUGUCCCGUUUGUUUUAAGGAUUUCGCGGCGUCAGAAAUCAAUGCCCAUCUGGACAGAUGUUUGUUAAACAAUGACAGUUGUCCAACAUCAACCAGUAAAGACGMGAACGGACCACCUCUCAAGAAACCUCGCAUUUCUAGCGAAGCGUCCAGUACAACAGUUAACACGACAGACUCGUCGGAGGCGAGGAAAGGUACCACGCCGCCCUCUCCGGUUUUCAGUAUGUUUCAGACCAACAGAAAUAAGGGUCCAGUUCAAAGUGAACGAAAUGCAUCUUUAUCGAAUAAACCGAUUGCCAGCACUGCUGUCAGUAAAGGAAUUAAACGUCAUUCACCUGACGAGAUGGAGGCAGGUAAGGCGAUGGGACAGUUUGGCAUCGACCCCCCUAUAUCGAACACACUGAUAAAGACCCCGCGUGAUACAACACCUGUGCGCGCUCUGCUGAAUAUCGAUAAGCCGCUGGCGGAGAAACUGCGACCAACCACGCUAGAGGAAUAUUUCGGCCAAAACAAAGUAGUAGGAAAACACACCCUUCUCAGGUCGCUGUUGGAUUCUCAGGAGAUACCGUCAUUGAUCCUAUGGGGACCACCAGGAUGUGGGAAGACCACCCUGGCCCACAUCAUAGCCAGCGACAGUAAGAAGAGGGGCACGGCCCGCUUCGUUUCUCUCUCUGCCACCAGCACAUCCACCAAUGAGGUGCGAGAGGUCAUUAAGCAGGCCCAGAAUGAGUUAAAACUGAUGAAGAGGAAGACCAUCCUCUUUAUAGAUGAGAUCCAUCGCUUCAACAAGUCACAACAGGAUACCUUCCUCCCUCAUGUGGAGUGUGGGACAGUGACUCUGAUUGGGGCAACCACGGAGAACCCUUCGUUCCAGGUGAACGCGGCUCUGCUUAGCAGGUGCAGGGUCCUGGUUCUGGACAAGCUGUCUGUGGAGGCAAUGGGGUUGAUCCUGCUCAGGGCCGUCGCUACGCUGGGGAUCAGUGUACUGGGAGAAGAUCUCAACGACCGCAUAGAUCAAGACGAGUUAGACUCAACCGAGCUUAGAUCAGAACCAAAGGUCUAUAUUGAGCAGAAGGCUCUGGACACCAUAGCCCACCUGUGUGACGGCGACGCCCGGGCGGGGCUCAACGGGCUCCAGCUGGCUGUCCAGGCCCGGGUGGGUGCAGCCCGUCCUGGCCAAUCAGGAUCUGGCAGUACCCCACAUGACAUUGUGGUGCAGGAGGAGCAUGUGAAGGAGGGCCUUCAGAGGUCCCAUAUCCUCUACGACAAAGCAGGUGAGGAGCACUAUAACUGCAUCUCAGCACUGCACAAAUCAAUGAGGGGCUCCCACGAGAACGCUUCCCUCUACUGGCUGGGCCGCAUGCUGGAGGGAGGAGAGGACCCCCUGUACGUGGCUCGCAGACUAGUCCGCUUCUCUAGUGAAGACGUGGGUAUGGCAGAUCCCUCUGCCCUUCCUCAGGCUGUAUCUGCCUUCCAGGCCUGCCAUUUCAUCGGGAUGCCAGAGUGUGAGGUGAUCUUGGCUCAGUGUGUGGUGUACCUGGCCAGGGCUCCUAAGUCGGUAGAAAUCUACAAGGCGUACGGUAACGUGAAGGCCAGUCUGAGGAACCAUAAGGGCCCCCUACCCUCUGUUCCCCUGCACCUUCGCAACGCCCCCACCAAGCUCAUGAAGGACCUGGGCUACGCUGAGGGCUACAAGUACAACCCUGCCUUCAGUGCCCCUGUGGAGCAGGACUACCUGCCUGAGGAGCUCCGGGGAAUGGACUUCUUCACCUGGAACCCCUCUGACCUAUAACCUUUGACCUUUGAGGUUGACCCAUGACCUCUGGCAUCUGAGGUCAAGGUUACUGUGAGGGUUAUAAUGCUAAAGAUCCAUUUUUGUGCUAUGAGGACCUCUGAAAAUGCUGCUGGAUCUAACACGAAUAGAACACUUAUGCAUAAGACCAAUUUUGAGUUAAAUGAUGUUAUCACUUUGUUAAAUAAAUGUAAUCUUGUAUUGUAGAUUGUUACCAUUAAGUUGAUAUAAUUUGUCCAAUAGACUGUUAUAAAUAAACAGAGGGACAGUAA
Molecule: messenger RNA, 2257 nt
Organism: Salvelinus sp. IW2-2015
Lineage: Eukaryota; Metazoa; Chordata; Actinopteri; Salmoniformes; Salmonidae
Gene: wrnip1
Product: WRN helicase interacting protein 1
Biological process (GO): DNA repair; DNA-templated DNA replication; DNA synthesis involved in DNA repair
Cellular component (GO): nucleus
Molecular function (GO): ATP binding; ATP hydrolysis activity; enzyme activator activity
Source: RefSeq, a predicted model, not a curated record